Molecule: messenger RNA, 606 nt
Organism: Gongylonema pulchrum
Lineage: Eukaryota; Metazoa; Nematoda; Chromadorea; Rhabditida; Gongylonematidae
Source: the annotation of a GenBank genome assembly
AUGAGCUCGUCUGGUGUGCAUCGUCAGUUCUGCGACAAUUACAGUCAAGCUGUGAAGUGGGGUGACGCUGCGUUAGUACAAAAAAUGGCAGCGCUGAAACUGGAGGCUCAGAAGCAAUUGUUCAAUGAAUACCUUCUGCAGAAAGUUCAGCUGCAGAAUGCAUCGCUUGCCUACCCGGCCGAGUUCCAUAUACGCACAUCGAAGACAAGUCAGCGAAACCGUGAGCUGUACAAAACAGCUCUAUGCGAUUUCUGGAGCGCGGGAGUGCCGUGCCGAUUUGGCGAACGAUGCUGGUUUGCACAUGGUCCACACGAGCUUCGUAUCGCACGUUUCGUAUAUCCCAGUGUUUAUCCGUACGACUAUGAAGUUCGCAUGGACGGGCCACCGCCGAAUCAAAUGCACAGUAUGGGUCAGUAUACGCCUGCAGCUUACGCCCGCCGUCUGUGGAAUCUGGAACAAUGCUAUCCACCAUCAAACGCAACCAUGGCUCCUAUAAAAACUGAAGUGGCAGGCCCGAAUGUACCAGUUGGAUAUGAGCGCAAAUUUUGUCGCCUAUCACCAAUCCCGGAAAGCAUGGUUGGUUUUUCUUUUUUUAUUAAAGUAUAG